Aspergillus caelatus is the source of this 1234-nucleotide messenger RNA. RefSeq names its product mitochondrial carrier domain-containing protein. Gene Ontology annotation, cellular component: mitochondrial inner membrane. The record is from RefSeq and is a predicted model, not a curated record. Lineage: Eukaryota; Fungi; Ascomycota; Eurotiomycetes; Eurotiales; Aspergillaceae. The transcript is spliced from 2 exons. Bases 1 to 1014 code for a protein of 337 amino acids. Gene Ontology annotation, biological process: transmembrane transport.
AUGAGUGACACUGGUACUAGCUGUCCACUCGUAAAAGAUUCAUCCAAGGUGAUUACAAACAGUCACGGUGAUAAUCAUGAGUUAAAAUCGAGCAAAUGUAGCCGAAACCGGGACUUUGAUUGGCGAAAUGGAGUAGCGGGAGGGGUUGCAGGCUGCGCAGCCAAGACUAUUGUUGCUCCAUUAGAGAGAAUUAAGAUUCUCUUUCAAACGUCGAAUCCGCUUUUCUUGCGUUAUUCAGCCCGGUGGAAUGGUUUAAUCGAGGCGGCCAGUCACCUUCGAACGUCGCAUGGGAUCUCGGCGCUCUUCAAAGGUCAUUCAGCGAGCCUGAUCCGCGUUUUUCCGUAUGCUGGUAUCAACUUUCUCGCAUACGAACAACUCCAACAUGCAAUCAUCAUAUCACCGGAGACAGACACACCGUUUCAUCGAUUCCUCUGCGGGAGUACAGCGGGUGCCAUUUCUACAAUCUUCACAUAUCCUCUGGAGUUGAUCCGUAUCCGUCUUGCUUUUGAAACAGAACAGAACAAAGAUUCCUCUUGGUUCAGGAUUGCUCGACGUAUCUACUUUGAACGCGGUGGGAAUGGUAGUCUAUUAAACUUUUAUCAAGGAAUUGCCCCGACUAUGCUAGGCAUACUUCCCUAUGCGGGCACAUCAUUUGUAACCCACGAUUUAGUGAGAGACCAGCUGCGCUCACCGUUCUUUGCGCCUUAUACUCUGGAAAAGGGAUCAUCCACUCGACUGACCGCAAUUGCACAGCUUUGUUGCGGAGCAAUCGCUGGUAUUGUUGCUCAAACGGUUGCUUACCCAAUUGAUAUCCUUCGGAGACGAAUGCAAGUCGGAAGUGUGGUUGGUAGCAGAUCAGGAAUUCUAGAGACAGUUCGUCGCGUAACUCUGGAAAGGGGAGUCAGGGGUUUCUAUGUUGGCAUGACAAUUGGCUACAUGAAAAUGGCUCCCAUGGUGGCGACGAGUUUCUAUGUCUAUGAUCGAAUGAAGCGAUUGUUGGGCCUUACCGAUUAAUGGUACUGUUGCUGCUACCUGGCUCAACAGACGAAUGAUACUCAUUAAGCACCGCCGUUUCUUCACAUGGCGACGCCAAUAUCUACGACUUAGAAUUGGAAUUACAAAGAGUCAAUUUAUGUUACAACGAGGUCCACAUACCGCUUUGAAUCGUGUUCAUACGCAUAAAUACGCAUCCACCCCUGAUGGUGAACGAACGCGAAGACGGUGGCCUUGAAUC